This is a messenger RNA of Aphanomyces invadans, 1488 nucleotides long. RefSeq lists its product as hypothetical. Bases 1 to 1488 code for a protein of 495 amino acids. The transcript has 2 exons. The record is from RefSeq and is a predicted model, not a curated record. NCBI's taxonomy places the organism in Eukaryota, Oomycota, Saprolegniomycetes, Saprolegniales, Verrucalvaceae.
AUGUCGACCGCGGCUGAUGGCGCCCGCGUCGGUUCGGUGGCCUUGCCAAGGGUAAUGUCCCCCACGAAAACAGACCCGAAACUCCUCAGUCGCAUGAGCACGUUCGACAUGAUGGCAGUGAACCACAACAAGACGCUUUCAGUUCGCGACCGUAUUCGAGAGAUGCACGCCCUGAAGAUGGCCCCGUUCCCCACAGAAUGUCGCCGAGAGUCCACUGUCAUAGAUGCCACCCCGGCGUCUCUGGCUUCGACGUUCCCGUGCUGCCGCCACCCCAUCAAUGCCGGUCCUGUUGAAACGUCCUUGCACCUCGACCUACACGGACUGUCGUGGAAGCGACGCCACAUUCCAACGAAUGACAUUUUGGGCGCAACUUGUCUGAGCUCGUCGUCGCAAUUCGUAGUCCAUUACGUGGAAAAGACCCCGGACUGCCACUUUCGCACAGUGCAGUUUGACACGGACUCGGAUGCUGAAGCAGCGGCGUGGGUAGAUGCAAUUCAAAGGAUUGUCAAGUGGCACGCGAGAGUUCCGCUCGAUGCGACGCGACGACUCCAAGUUGUACUGGACACCACAGCGACAAGCUCUGCCGAGGUUUGGGCGACUGCACAGACUUCCUUGUCGCUGGCUGCCAUCGACUGCACGGUCAUUGCGAGUGAAGACUGUGUUUCGUUUGGCCAAACUAUUCAAGUUGGCAACCCAUUUGAAGCAUGCCUUAUUGUGGGCACGACCUUGUCCUUCCACCGAAUUGUCAACGGCAUCUUUCAGCAGCACGAGGGUCGGUGGCGCGCCAUCUUGCCGUCCCUGCCACUGGGCCUACUCGCCACCACCGACCCGUCGACACUGCGUGCCAAUAAUGCUGCAGUGCUGUACAACCUCAUCAAGCGCAAGAUCCGACCGACGCACGCAGUCGCGUGUCACUUCAACCAAGAAUUCAUUGUCCUCGCCACGGAUUCCAUCGCUUUGGGCCAAACAACGCUGCAGAUGACGCUUGCCAGCCAGGCACCGAUGCCAAGCGUCCAGUAUCAGUGCAAACGAGCUCCCGUUGACAGCGCUUCCAAACCAGACCCGGCCACACCCGACAACGACGACCCGAACGUGAAUCUCCAGCACCACGUUGAGUUGUGCAGUAUUUACAACGACAUCGACCCGGCUUUGAAGAGUUGGAAAGGCUCGAUCGCAUGCAACCAAGAUGUACAGAACGAACCAACGUUGAGGACGCUGCCGCUCCUUGGACUGCACAUGCACCUGACCCAGCGCCACCAAGCGAUAGGAGUACAACAGUUCACCCCCGGGCCGUUGUGGCAUCGAUGGACACAGCACCACCGUCCCAUCAAUUUGUUCUCCAACUUGCCCCCAAUCACCCAAGCGUCGAGCUUGGUGCUGGCGUUGCCCCACGCAUGGGACGUCUCGAUCGAUGCGUCGCCGACACGGCUCGUGUGUGGGCACAUCCAAUUCGACUGCCUCCCACAUCUCUUGCAUUGCUUCAUGUAA